Urocitellus parryii (Arctic ground squirrel) is the source of this 1369-nucleotide messenger RNA. RefSeq names its product low density lipoprotein receptor class A domain containing 2 (gene Ldlrad2). The record is from RefSeq and is a predicted model, not a curated record. NCBI's taxonomy places the organism in Eukaryota, Metazoa, Chordata, Mammalia, Rodentia, Sciuridae. Gene Ontology annotation, molecular function: protein binding.
CACUGGUGGACGUGCCUCCCUGUCCUUGUGUCCUGCCAGCUGCCCCACUAGUGGGCCAGGCCCGUCCCCGUGGCCCCAAGGAUCUUCAGGUCGCCAGCUGCUGGGCGCACCAUUGCUGGAUGGCCACCUGUGGGCUGCUCCUGCCCCGGAGGCUGCUCCUGCUGGGGAUGGCCGCCCUGGCUGCGUCCGCUCCGGAGACAGCCGACCUGGUGGACCUGUGCGGGCAGGCUUGGCGCGGGGACGCGCUGCUGCUGCGCUCGCACUCCGCGUCGCGCAAGUUCUACUUCGUGGCUCCGCACACGGACUGCGGGCUUUGGAUGCACGCAGCAGCCGCAGGCGACAGGAUCCGCUUCCAAUUCCACUUCUUCCUGGUCUACAGCCUGACCUCGGGGGCCCGGGAGCCCAACGUCUCCUCCCUGGCGCCCGCAGACCCGUGCGCCCCAGGCUCCUACCUGCAGUUCUACGAGGGGCCGCCGGGGGCGCCCCGGCCCCUGGGGCCUCCCCUCUGCGGCCUGACCAUCCCGGCCGCGGUGGCAUCCUCGGGAAGCUCCCUAGGGCUGCGCCUGGUCACUAGAGGCCGCCAGCCCCGCGUGGACUUUGUGGGUGAAGUCACCUCUUUCCGGCUGGGACCCUGUGGAGCCUAUUUCGGCUGUCAGAAUGGCAGGUGCAUCCCACCGAGCCUGGUGUGUGACCCCUGGGGCAUGGACAACUGUGGUGACAGCAGUGACCAGGGCUCCUGGCCACCAGCCAGCUGUAGAGGUCCCUCUGCAGUACCCAGAUGGACCAGGAGCACACAUGACAACGCCUCUGAGCCCCUGGCUCUCAGCUCUGCAGACCCCCUCCAGAUCACGGCCCAGACAAGCCCCCCAGGAAGCGGGGACCCUGCCCAGGAGGACGCAGUUUUGGAAGGCCCUGGGUUACAGGGGAUGGCGCUGGCCUCCUCUCUGCUGCUGGCCUCUGCUGGCCUCUUCGUGGGCCUCCUGUGGUGCUGCUGCUCCCUGGGCUGGCUGGCCUGGGAACCUGGGGUCCAAGGCCUCCGCCUCCAACGCAGUGCACCCUGCAACAUCUGCCACACGUGUCCUGACCGGGUAGCCCCUGGGGGGCUACGGCAGAGUGGGCUGGCCUUCCAGGAUCGGGAGACCGUCCCUAGAGAGGCUGUGGGGGUCUGGGGACGAGAGUGGGCUCUGGGGCCAGACACGCCCUGAGCUCCAAGUCCUGGCUGGCUGGCGGGCCUUGGGCAGGUCACUCGUGCCUCUGAGACUCUGUCUACCCCUCUGGAGAAGAGUGCAAGUCCCGCUGCCCGGGCGUGAGGGUCACAGGAGCUAAAGCACACACAUAACUGGUCCCGUGGCGUGGGGAAGGGGGACAG